Messenger RNA from Fomitopsis serialis, 665 nucleotides. RefSeq lists its product as uncharacterized. The transcript has a single exon. The record is from RefSeq and is a predicted model, not a curated record. Bases 335 to 601 code for a protein of 88 amino acids. NCBI's taxonomy places the organism in Eukaryota, Fungi, Basidiomycota, Agaricomycetes, Polyporales, Fomitopsidaceae.
CGAGCGGGGAGGAUGGAGGGUGAGGGCAUAGCAGCGAGGACAACGGGUGCACCGUUGACCCGCCAACUUGCCCGCACACUCGCUCGCUCGCUCGCCUGCCUGCGCGAGCCUCCCCGCCCUCCUGCACACUCCCCCACUCACCCACCUAUUCGCUCGCCCACCCGCGCAUGGACCUGCAGACCCGCCGUACCCGCACGUGACCCGUACCCGUGAAGCGGGUACGGUACCAGGGCGGGUACGGGUACGGGUAAGCCCCCGGACACCCGGGGGUUUACCUGCACGACAUGUUCAAGUUCUGGAGGACCCCGCGCUGAUAUACUACUGCGAGAACGAGAUGGUGGACGGCGUGGAGUUCUCGCAUGAGGACGCGUCCCCGGCGUCAUUCCCGUUCCAUCUCCUGAGCAUGAGCAGCGGAAUUGUUCUGCUGGUUGCAGACUACUCAUGUUACACCACUCAUUGGGACCUCCCCACUCGCCCUCGCACCCAGGGCCCAGGAUUCGAAACAGAUAGCUCACACCUGGAUAAAGAUCUGCGUGUGGUGAGCAAUAACGAGUGCCUGGGCUACACUGUAGUGUGUAUGUCAAACAUUUUGCGUGUGUGAUGUACCCCAAGAUGUUAGUAUAGUAUGGCUUGUCGGCAGGAGGUGAACUACCAUGGAUAAACGG